UCAGGAUCAGGCAGGGUCGGCAACAAGUCAGGCAGGAACAGGAACAGGAAUGCAGGUUACAAGAUACAGGGGCCCAUGGAAAAACACACACCAAGGCACAGACUGCAGGUCUGGCCAUCCCUUAAAUACACCACCUGCAAUCAGCCCCAGGUGAUGGCUAAUUGCCGAAGUGAACCUCUGGUUGUUGAGAGCACCUGCUGGCCAGCCCUGGUACUGCAGCCCACAAGGCAGGUGAGUCCCACCACUAUUGGCAAGUCCAUUCCUGACACGUGACUUGGGGGAAGUCAUGGAUCUGGAGGGCUGGAAC
Messenger RNA from Staurois parvus, 307 nucleotides. Lineage: Eukaryota; Metazoa; Chordata; Amphibia; Anura; Ranidae. The record is from the annotation of a GenBank genome assembly.